CGCCCUUGUCCAGCUUUUUGGUCUAGAGGGCCUCUUUUAGAUCAAACAAGUGCAAAGGCAAUUUCUCCGACAUUCCCUAGAUCAGCUAGGAGAGUGGGCAGCAGUAAGACUGCCGGGCAGCAGUAAGACUGCCUAUCAGCAGAAGCAUUUGGGACCUCAAACUCCUGUACAAAGGUGAUUGGGCAUUCCAAGUACCAAGAGUCCCAAAGAAUUGCAGUCUUUCUGAGUAUGCAAGACGAAAUUGAGACAGAAGAAAUCAUUAAAGACAUAUUUCAGAGAGGGAAGGAGUGUUUCAUUCCACAGUACAAGCCCCGGAGCAGUCACAUGGAUAUGGUCAAGUUAACUUCCGCUGAAGAAAUUUCUUCACUUCCUUUGACAUCUUGGAACAUUCAUCAGCCUUGUGAUAAUGAUGUAAGGGAAGAAGCUUUGUCUGGGGGAGGCCUUGACCUCAUCCUCAUGCCGGGCCUUGGGUUUGAUAAAAGCGGCAACAGAUUGGGAAGAGGGAAAGGAUACUAUGAUACCUACCUUGAACGAUGCAUGCAUCAUCCCAAAGGAAAACCUUACACCAUUGCCUUGGCUUACAAGGAACAGAUCUGUGACUCAGUGCCAGUGGCAGAAAAUGAUAUCCAAAUAGAUGAAAUCCUUUAUGAAGAAAGCUAAAAGCAUCUGGAUACCGCUGACUACAAACUGACCAACCAAAGACUUCAUAUCAAGGCACAAACUUGUAAUAGUCAUACAUUAUUUGUGUAGCAAUAAAAUACACUAUUUUUAACAACAACAACAAAAAAGCUCUACAUUCAUGUUAAUAAGGACUGCAUUGAUCUCAUUCCAAUUAGCAAAUAUCUAUUGUGAAUCUUAUUCUAAAAUCAAUAGAAACAAGAAUGGGUGACUAUUUUAUUAAAAUAAAGAUAAUUUAAUCUAA
Molecule: messenger RNA, 922 nt
Organism: Chrysemys picta bellii (western painted turtle)
Lineage: Eukaryota; Metazoa; Chordata; Testudines; Emydidae
Source: RefSeq, a predicted model, not a curated record